GGUUAUAUAUGACUAAUACUUGGAUUUAUUUUUGAAACUAUUGCCUCUUUCCUCACAACACACGACUGGACUAUUAAAUAACUGGAAAUGCAAUCCACGAUUGACAUCAUAACUAUCAUAACUAUUACCGUUAUAUAUGAUAACAUGACUGGACUAUCAUAACUGGAUUACAGAAAAGACAUCCGCACGUCAUUUAUCGCUACUUUUCAGAAACAAAGUCCAGACACAUGUGCGGUAAUAGCCGUAUGCAUGAGUGGGGGUUCAAACAGUACCGGAGGAGACCUCCCGCUGUCGCCACUAAACCCAAGCGAGACGUUAGAGCCGUCGAAAAGUACGUGGAAUUAGCGCUAAUACUCGACAAAGACAUGUUUGACGCCCGCAAUAUGUCCCGAACCGAUGUGGUCAACGAUGCUCUACAAAUCAUCAACUGUGUGGACGUCUACUUCCGACUCAUCAAUACUCGGGUAUCGGUAGUCUAUGUGGAGACGUGGGCUUACGGUAAUCAAAUCGAUGUGAACGACAACGUUAGACAAACUUUGCUCAACUUUAUGGAAUAUGCCUCCAAAAAACUUUAUAAAGUUCACGCCGAUGCCACUCAUCUACUACUAGGAAAGCCUUUUAGUGGAGGUGAAGUUGGUAUGGCUGUUCCUGAUACUAUUUGCACUGCCAAAGCUGUGGCCAUUAGUAUUGACUCCAGCAUAUAUGAGCCUCAUUUAGUUGCCAGUACUGUGACUCAUAUGUUGGGUCAUAACAUAGGUAUGGGUCACGAUGAGGACAGUAAGGAUGAUAAAAGUAGCUGUAAGUGCAACGACUGGUGGGGUUGUAUAAUGGCUAAGAAUAUAUUAGGUGAAGAUCGUGUACAGCCCUAUCACUUUUCCCAGUGCUCUGUCGAGGAGUAUAAUAAUGCCCUACAGAUGGGUCACGGGAUAUGCCUAUUAAACAAACCGAACCAAUUGGAGGAUUUCAAAUCGUGCGGUAAUGCAAUUGUUGAGGAGGACGAAGAUUGCGAUUGCGGAUCGUUUCACGAUUGUUUGGAAAGGGAUCCCUGUUGUGAUCCAAUCACUUGUAAACUCAAACAGGAAGCCGAGUGUUCAUCCGGACCCUGUUGUGUCAACUGUAAGUUGAAGCCAUUGGGUCACGUCUGUAGGCUUUCCAAUGAUGAAUGCGAUUUGCCUGAAGUAUGUGAUGGCAAAAGUGGGACUUGUCCUCCAGACAUAUACAAGAAAAAUGGCAAUUCUUGUAAAGACGGCAAAGGAUUCUGUUUUCACGGCGAGUGUCCCACUCUUGACAACCAAUGUUCAGUAAUUUGGGGAAAGGGUUCCCGAGCUUCGGAGCUCAUCUGCUUUCAGCAAUUCAAUGCUCAGGGAAAUGCUCGGGGAAAUUGCGGUCAAGACACUAAUGGCAUCCAUCUUAAGUGUACUCAAGAAAAUCUUAUGUGUGGUUCGCUUCAGUGCCAGUUUGGCAAUCAAUCGCCGUUUACUAAAGGCAUGGAUAAGGAGUACUCGCGAACUAUUGUCGUCAAAGAGAAAGUGGAAUACGAGUGCAAAGUGGCCACCGGUUCCAUUCGGGCCGACAUUGAAAAUAUGGGACUCAUACAGGACGGCACCAAAUGUGCUGAUCAUAAAAUAUGUGUGAACCAGUCGUGCACUAGUAUUGACUUUUUCAUAGAACCGGGCGAUUGUCCGACUAGUGAUGUGAAGAUUACGUGCUCUGGACAUGGAGACUGUUCCAACAUUAAUACGUGUGUCUGUUAUCAAAAUUGGAUGGGAGUUGACUGUAGCCAAGAGUCCAAUUAUGUGAUGACCACAGAUGAGCCCAUAAUAGAUAAUCAAACGACAAUAGUUACAAAUCCCACCCAAAACCCAUCAAAUUCCGAGUCCUAUUCAACAGAAAAUACUAUCAAAGAAUACGAAAAUAGGAAAAAGUCAUUGGGAGCCCCCUAUCUGGUCAUGAUAUUAGUGUCCAUUGUUGGCGGAGUUUUCAUAUUUUUUGCGCUGUUGGCCAUGUGUUAUAGACGACAGAGUUUGAAGCCAUCAAAAUCUGAGCGACAAUUGAAGAAACAGUUGAAUAAUCGCAAGUUUUCGGCAAACAAUGAGAGCGAUGCCUACAAUGACGCCAACGUGUCUCGCAUUAUAACGUUUGGAAGUAUGCCGUCCUAUAGAGAGGACAAAAUGCAAGAAAUGAAAAGACAAAAGGAUAGUAUGAGAAGUGAUUCACAGACAGACUUGGAUUCACACAACCGGCUAAUGAACGACACCUCUCAGUUCAUWGAGUUAUCGCCAAACAAUUUAUCCAAAAUUACUCACCAUUUGACGGGUCCGGAGAAAGGUAUACUCAAACACAUCGCCGCCGGUACGGCCACACAGUCUGAGGUCAACCAUUUAAAAGAACGUUGGAGUGAAUUGAGUCACUCGGAUAACAAUGAGAGCCAAUCGGACAACAAUCGCAACUCUGAUGCCUUCAGUGAUAUGGAGCGCCUUAAAGGACUGGGAAAUGGAUAUCACGACGAUAUGCUGGAAGCGCUCCAAUCGUCCAGUGGUCGGUCCAUUGAUUUGGUCCGUCAUCAGAGUCCUUCAUCAGACGCCGCUAARAAAGCCUUCUUAGACUCGAUCCCUGAAUACGGAGGUUUAGGUCAUUUAAAAGCCGAUUCCCAAGUGAGCGGUUCUGAUGAAGACUCAGUGCCUCCCAUCGGUCCAAUUAGGAUCAGAAACCUUGAAGACCUCUUAAGACAGUUAGAGAAACAAUCGCUUCAAAAUACUGGUCUCUCACCUUCCGGUUCCGAUGACAUACGUAUGAGUGAACCGGAAUCUGAUAGACAUUUAUAUAGCAGUAGUGGAGGUCGUGGUAGUCAUAUGCCAUCUGCUCACACAUCAUACCAUUCCUCAGCAUUGAGUGCACUCGAAUCACACUUAGUUGAACAAGACUUGGCAUAUCUUUUAGGCGCUCAUCACCGACAGUCAGACCAUCUGAUGGCUGGUAUACCACCGCCACCGCCGCCACCACAACAGUCAUCAACUUCGAGGAGCUCCAUACUCAUCGGAACGGGAUCAUUGUGUCCGUACACCAAAAAGAUUCAGCAAAUGCAACCGCCAUCGCCAUCAACCACCACAUCGACCACUACGUCCACAGUUCACGACAACAAUCGAGACGAAGACGAGAACGGAAGUGUUUUGGACACUGACCUGAGUGGCGACGCAGCCUUUUAUGGGUCAGGGGUUUGCCAACCAAUGCUUAGAAGUGCCAGUGAAGAGGCCCUUCCAGUAAGCCUCUCCUGUGAUUUUACAGUUAGCGGACAAUUAAGUCUCAAAACUAAAGAGACUUUAAGAUUAAGCUCUGAUUCAUACAAUGGCUUCCCUUCUAAUCAAGUGUUUACCACAUCUGUAGUGCUUCCGCCACAUUGUCCAGAAUCGUCAGUCGCUGCCGGAAGAGCUGCUGCCACAGCAAUUGCCGCAACAACUAUCGCGAGAACAGAUCCAUUACCUGAGACGCCUCUAUCAUCAGAUCCACAGCCAGACACUGCCUCCACAGCUGCAGACGGCCAACAACUACUGCACACUUCCUCGCCAUUGGAUAGAAAGAGUCCAAAGACAAUAUCUCGGUUUACCGUAACACUGGUCACCAAAGACAGUAUCCAUGAGUCCACCACUGAUGACCAAAGCCCACAAAAAGAGAAACAUUUGCACAAAAAAGCUAAGAAAAAGUCAAAAAAGAAGUUUCCGGAGUAUAAAGUUUGAAAACAAUUGACGAGUGGAU
This is a messenger RNA of Oppia nitens, 3753 nucleotides long. It is a transcript of the gene mmd, whose product is annotated as disintegrin and metalloproteinase domain-containing protein unc-71-like. The coding region runs from base 228 to 3734 and encodes 1168 amino acids. The transcript has 13 exons. Gene Ontology annotation, biological process: membrane protein ectodomain proteolysis. Gene Ontology annotation, molecular function: metalloendopeptidase activity. The record is from RefSeq and is a predicted model, not a curated record. Lineage: Eukaryota; Metazoa; Arthropoda; Arachnida; Sarcoptiformes; Oppiidae.